UAGUAGAGAUUUGGAUUCUUGUAGAGCUUAAGAGAGUUAUUGGAUAUUUAUUGAGAGCGCAAUAUUUCCUUCCUUUUAACACGACUCAACUUUAUCCGACAAGAUUCGUUCGAUGUUGAUCAUAUGAAAGUUGCUAAAUUCGGCCAAGUAUAUGAGAGUUAUGAGGUCGAAGCGAAGGUUAAAAAAACUGAUGAGGUUUUACCACAAUCUAAAGAGCGAGAAACUCAUGACGAUGAUGUUAGAUUGGUAAUUUAUCAAGUACUCGAGAAUGCUCUCAACAGUAAAAACAUUGAUGGUAAGCAAUGUGUUCUGAGAGCAAUAUGCGAAACGUCUCAAUUGAUUUUCGAGCAUGAAAGUGGACUUUUGGGUGGAAUAUUUCACGUUCUAUUCGUACCAUCAACCACCCACGUAAAAAGAAACAAAAACGAUUACAUUUUAGCUGAAGAACUUGGCCGGAAUAAUGAUGAAUGUGAAAAUGUGUUCAGUCAAUGCAAUUACUCGUUGUUAUAUGUUUUCAGUCAAAUUGGGUGAUAGAAUGUCCCUUAGAAUUUACAAUGUAAUUGAAUAGCAAUAAAAAAGGAAUUAAAAAAGUC
This is a messenger RNA of Clunio marinus, 593 nucleotides long. The record is from the annotation of a GenBank genome assembly. NCBI's taxonomy places the organism in Eukaryota, Metazoa, Arthropoda, Insecta, Diptera, Chironomidae.